AAAACACAAGCGAAAGAAGCUGCGUCCGAGCAACUCCUACCGAGAGCUCGUACCAAAACUAACGCAAGCUGCCAGCCCACGCCUUCCCCCGCUCAGGAGGGGAAUGCUGAUUUGGGAAAAACAAACUCCACUGGGAGCAAAAGAGGAAGGCAAGUCAAACGGUGCUCCCGAAAGCAGCGUGCAGUUCCAGCUGUGAGGCCAGCAGAGGGCAGCAGCACCAAGGAGCAGGAACAAACAAAACAGAUGAAAGAGGGUCUUCAGGGAGCGACAGUCCAAGGUCAAGACAGAAGCAGUGCCCCUGUUCAAAAGAGGCCUGUUAGACCCAUCCUUCCUGCCUUCUGUAACACAGGCCAGGCUUUGUUCCAGAUCAUGACCGUCCCGCCUGACAAAGAGAGUGCAAACAACAAUAAAUCAUCCUCUGGGCCUCGAGAGGGUUUCUCAGGUCUCAAACCCAACACUUUGAAGCAGCUCGGCCAGACAGUCCCGACACACACACACAGGAUUCUUCUGUCCCAGCAGAUGGAAGCCAGGCUAUGUGUUCAUUGGUUGAUGGAAGAAUGAACUUCCUGUCUUUCCUGCCUUUCAAACACUUAGUGUCUAACUUGGAUUUGGGACUCUCUACGUCACGAGGAAGGGGUCGGUGUAAGAACCCGUCCUGUGACUAUAUGUAUAAGAACCGACACAAACCCGCAGUGUGCCCUAAGUGCGGCUGUGAGCUGACCCAGAAGAACGCCAAGGGAGCAAAGUCUGAGAGCCUGCUCGAUCCGUACCAGGCCCUCAGUCCUGCUCAGACGGACGUCCAGCGCCAAAACACCCUGCAGUUACUGCACCGAUCCCUGCAGAUUCCUGAGAGCGAGACUGAGCUUCAGGAAACGUUGAACCUCAUCCAGGAGCUCAACAGUCUUCAGAUCGUCUUGGUUCAACCGAGUGUCCAGGAGCACGAGGGCAGCGCGGAGACGGAGACGCUGGUGGAGUCCGGGUGGCCUCAGUUCUACGAAUCAGAAGCUACUCACUGUGGCCUGUGUCACUACCCUCUCUUUAAAGGAGGUCAGAGUACUGUGGCAGGACAGGAGGACUGCUUGCUGCUCACUGAGACUCUGAUCCAGACGGUCACUCUUCAGCUCAAGGUGUGUCUCAACGUCCAGUGUCUGGCUCUGCACAGCUUCACCGACCUGCAUCCAGGUAAACCCCACUACCUACCACAACUUGUACAUAGUUAUCAAACACAACAGAUCGAAUUAUGUGUGUACUUUUGGGAAUUAUGGAUAUCUCUUUUACAUUACAUGUUACUU
Notothenia coriiceps (black rockcod) is the source of this 1292-nucleotide messenger RNA. Its product is annotated as HMG domain-containing protein 3-like. Lineage: Eukaryota; Metazoa; Chordata; Actinopteri; Perciformes; Nototheniidae. The transcript has 8 exons. The record is from RefSeq and is a predicted model, not a curated record. The annotation marks the transcript as partial.